AUGACACUAAUCUCAGAAGUUCGGGUUGUCACAUUGGGUCCACUCGGUUACUUCUUGGGUCUUGAAGUUACUCACUCUGAUGCCAGUCUUUUUCUUAGUCAGGCGAAAUAUGCACAUGACAUUUUGUCUCGUACUGGACUGUUAGAUUCCAAACCUGUUGCCAUUCCUCUUGCUAACACUAAUACUUUUCUUAGCAAGGGUGUUCCGUUUCAUGAUCAUACUAUUUACUAUUUACAGUUGGUUAAACGGAUACUCCGUUAUGUUAAAGGAACAAUUUCCUUUGGGUUAACCUUCUCCAAACCAACUUCAACAACUAUUGUUGGCUACUUUGAUGCAGACUGGGCCCGUUGUAUUGAAACCAGACGCUCCACUUACGGUUAUUCUAUUUAUUUGGGUGGCAAUCUGGUUUCCUGGAGUGCAAAGAAACAACCUACAUUCUCUCGCUCUAGUUGUGAAUUUGAAUAUCGUGCCAUGGCAAAUACUGCAGCUGAAAUCAUCUGGCUUACUCACCUUCUUCGAGAACUACACGCUCUACCUAUGGCUCGUCCGACUUUGCUCUGUGACAACAAGAGUGCAAUUUUUCUAAGUCAAAACCUAGUUUCACACAAACGUGCAAAGCAUAUCGACAUUGAUUAUCAUUUCAUGCGUGAGCUUGUUUCCUCUGGUCGUUUCUAUACAAAGUUUGUUCCAUCCAAUCUCCAGGUUGCAGAUAUUUUCACUAAAAUUCUCUCAAGACCUCUCUUUGAAAAACUUCGAGGCUUGCUUCAUAUUGGUCCCCCGCCUGUUCGAUUGACCGGGGGUAAAAGCAUAACGUAA
Molecule: messenger RNA, 816 nt
Organism: Helianthus annuus (common sunflower)
Lineage: Eukaryota; Viridiplantae; Streptophyta; Magnoliopsida; Asterales; Asteraceae
Exons: 2
Coding region: 1-816 (271 amino acids)
Source: RefSeq, a predicted model, not a curated record